CCGCAUGGCUGCCUCGCGAACCGCAGUCCUGCCCUUUACUCCCUGGUUUCCUGUUCCGGAGGUGCUGAUUUGCCUGCCGCAGCCUCUGCCCCACCAGGCUCCUCCCUGUUUUCCCCCUCUAGUGGCGGUGGUCGCGUUCGCGGUGCUCGGGCUUUCCCCUCAGCCGCCCAGCUCCCCCGGGGGCUCUCUGCAGGUUGCCAUGGGCAAAGAAUUCAUCACCCACUGGACAGCCUGCUGGUGAUGAGCCUCUCUGAGGAAGACUAGAGCACAGGAAGGUGAAGUGAUUUUUCUGAGAGCCUUGCAGCAAGUUAGAGUCAAAGAAUGUCAUUCCACUCUGGACGAGGCAAUUCUCGAGGACGAGGAGGAUCUGGUGGAAGAGCUUCAACUCAAACCUUCAGGCCUCAGAAUUUGAGACAGCUUCAUCCUCAGCAGCCUACUGGGCAAUACCAGUAUGAACAACCAGUUGUCCCCCCAACCACUUUCACAAGUCCUCCAACUACAAGUUACUUGCCACCCAGGCCAGAUUUUGUGCCCUAUCCCCCACCUGUGCCUCCAACAGCACAGACUCCUGUUACCCAGUGUCCCCUCAGGCCACCUCUUCCCAACCAUCAAGUGAGGCCAACGUUUCCAGUACCACCUUGUUUUCCUCCUGUUCCUCCUCCUGUACCUACUCCUACUAACACUUCAGUACCUGGAACACCUGCUACACAAACUACUUUUCCCUAUAUGAUGCCACCUCCUUCCCUGCCACCACCACCCCCAGUCAUACCACCACAGGUUAAUUACCCAUCAGUUUAUCCCACAACCUAUUCACAACAGUCUUUCCCACCUCCUAAUUUUAGUAGUUACCAGAAUAACUCUAGUUCUUUUCAGACCAGCAGUAACAAUAACAGCAGUAGCCAUUUUAGGCACCCAACUCAGUAUCAGGUAGAAAAGCCUUCGAGUGAAAGGAGGUCCCCAGAAAGAAGUAAGCACUAUGAUGACCACCGGCAUCGAGAACAUAGUCAUGGACAUGGAGACCGACAUCGGUCAGAUAGUCAUGGAGACCGGCGGGACAGAACUCGAAGUCCAGACAGGAGGAGACAAGAAAGUAGCCGCCAUAGAUCAGAUUAUGACAGAGGGAGGACUCCACCUCGUCACCGCAGUUACGAGCAUAGCAGAGAGCGAGAACGGGACAGGGACAGGGACAGGCACAGGCAUCGGGAAAGCCGAAGAUCCCCAUCUCCAGACAGAUCCUACAAAAAAGAGUACAAGCGAACCAGCAGCCGGUCUCCAAGUAGAGAGAAGAAGAGAACUCGAUGGGAAGAUGACAGAGAUCGAUGGGUUGACAACCAGAAUUCUGGCAAAGAAAAGAGCUAUACCUCAAUCAAAGACAAAGAGCCAGAGGAAAUAAUGCCUGACAAAAAUGAAGAAGAGGAGGAGGAUCUGCUUAAACCAGUCUGGAUUCGUUGUACUCAUUCAGAAAGCUACUAUUCUAAUGAUCCCAUGGAUCAAGUGGGCGAUUCUACAGUUGUUGGAACUAGUAGGCUCCGAGACUUGUAUGAAAAGUUUGAAGAGGAAUUAGGGAAGAGGCAAGCAAAAGCAAAAGCUGUGAGACCCCCCUGGGAGCCACCCAAGACCAAACUAGAUGAGGAUUUAGACAGUUCCAGUGAAUCUGACUGUGAUUCUGAUGAUGAUAGCAGUUGUUCCAGCAGCUCAGACUCUGAUGUUUUUGAUGUAAUUGCUGAAAUCAAACGCAAAAAGGCCCACCCUGAUCGACUUCAUGAAGAACUCUGGUAUAAUGAUCCAGGGCAGAUGAAUGAUGGCCCUCUCUGUAAAUGCAGUGCAAAAGCAAGGCGCACAGGAAUCCGGCACAGCAUCUACCCAGGAGAAGAGCCCAUCAAACCCUGUCGUCCUAUGACCAACAAUGCUGGAAGACUCUACCACUACCGAAUUACAGUUUCACCUCCUACAAACUUUUUGACUGACAGACCAACUGUUAUAGAAUAUGAUGAUCAUGAAUAUAUUUUUGAAGGAUUUUCUAUGUUUGCACAUGCUCCCCUGACCAAUAUUCCCCUAUGUAAAGUAAUUAGAUUUAACAUAGACUACACAAUUCACUUCAUUGAAGAGAUGAUGCCUGAGAAUUUUUGUGUGAAAGGCCUUGAGCUCUUUUCCUUGUACCUGUUCAGAGACAUUUUGGAACUCUAUGAUUGGAAUCUUACAGGUCCUUCAUUUGAAAAUAAUAGUUCAUGCUGUCCAAGAUUUCAUUUCAUGCCACGUUUUGUAAGAUUUCUUCCAGAUGGAGGAAAGGAGGUGCUAUCAAUGCAUCAGAUCCUUCUCUAUUUGUUGAGAUGUAAUAAAGCUUUGGUUCCUGAAGAGGAGAUUGCUAACAUGCUUCAAUGGGAAGAACUUGAAUGGCAGAAAUAUGCAGAGGAAUGCAAAGGAAUGAUUGUUAACAAUCCUGGCAUGAAACCUAGCUCAGUGCGCAUUGAUCAAUUGGAUCGGGAACAGUUCAACCCAGAUGUGAUUACCUUUCCAAUUAUUGUCCACUUUGGGAUACGCCCUGCCCAGUUGAGUUAUGCAGGAGACCCUCAGUAUCAGAAACUAUGGAAAAGCUAUGUGAAGCUCCGCCACCUGUUGGCAAACAGCCCCAAAGUCAAACAGGCUGACAAGCAAAAGCUGGCACAGAGAGAGGAAGCUCUGCAGAAAAUUCGACAGAAGAAUACAAUGAGAAGAGAGGUGACAGUGGAGCUGAGUAGCCAAGGAUUCUGGAAAACUGGUAUCCGUUCUGAUGUUUGCCAGCAUGCAAUGAUGCUUCCUGUUUUGACCCAUCAUAUCCGUUAUCACCAAUGUUUGAUGCAUCUGGACAAGUUGAUUGGGUAUACUUUCCAAGAUCGUUGCCUGCUACAGCUAGCAAUGACUCAUCCGAGUCAUCAUCUAAACUUUGGAAUGAAUCCUGAUCAUGCUCGUAACUCUUUGUCCAACUGUGGGAUUCGUCAACCCAAAUAUGGAGACAGAAAAGUUCAUCACAUGCACAUGAGGAAAAAAGGAAUUAACACCUUAAUAAAUAUCAUGUCACGCCUUGGUCAAGAUGACCCUACUCCUUCCAGCCACAGACUGAACCCGAACUCCAGCAAGCCGUCUCACAAAUGUGUGCCCUUGAGUGCAAGGAAGAUCAGGAUUAACCACAAUGAACGUUUGGAAUUCCUGGGUGAUGCUGUUGUUGAAUUCCUAACUAGUGUCCAUCUGUAUUACCUGUUUCCUAGCCUAGAAGAAGGAGGACUAGCAACCUAUCGCACUGCUAUUGUUCAGAACCAACACCUUGCUAUGUUAGCUAAGAAACUUGAGCUGGACCGAUUCAUGCUUUAUGCUCAUGGACCUGACCUCUGUAGAGAAUCAGACCUUCGCCAUGCUAUGGCAAAUUGUUUUGAAGCCUUAAUAGGAGCUGUUUACUUGGAGGGAAGCCUUGAAGAAGCUAAACAGUUAUUUGGGCGUUUGCUUUUUAAUGAUAAGGAUCUUCGAGAAGUGUGGCUUAAUUAUCCAUUACACCCACUCCAACUACAAGAGCCAAAUACUGAUCGACAGCUUAUUGAAACCUCUCCAGUGCUACAGAAACUUACAGAGUUUGAGGAAGCUAUUGGAGUCAUUUUUACUCAUGUUCGACUUCUUGCGCGAGCAUUUACAUUGAGAACAGUGGGAUUUAAUCAUCUGACACUAGGCCAUAAUCAGAGAAUGGAAUUUCUGGGUGACUCCAUAAUGCAACUGGUAGCUACAGAAUAUUUAUUCAUUCAUUUUCCUGAUCAUCAUGAAGGUCACUUAACGCUGUUACGCAGCUCUUUGGUGAAUAACAGAACACAAGCAAAAGUGGCAGAAGAGCUGGGUAUGCAGGAAUAUGCCAUCACCAAUGACAAGACCAAAAGACCUGUUGCUCUACGUACUAAGACAUUGGCUGAUCUUUUGGAAUCAUUUAUUGCUGCACUGUAUAUUGAUAAGGAUUUGGAAUAUGUUCACACAUUCAUGAAUGUGUGCUUCUUUCCAAGACUUAAGGAGUUCAUUUUGAAUCAGGAUUGGAAUGAUCCUAAAUCCCAACUUCAGCAGUGCUGCCUGACCCUUAGAACAGAGGGAAAAGAGCCCGACAUUCCUCUUUAUAAGACUCUUCAAACAGUGGGACCAUCUCAUGCAAGAACCUAUACAGUGGCUGUUUAUUUCAAAGGGGAAAGAAUAGGCUGUGGUAAAGGCCCAAGCAUUCAACAAGCAGAAAUGGGAGCUGCAAUGGAUGCACUUGAAAAAUAUAACUUUCCCCAGAUGGCCCAUCAGAAGCGGUUCAUUGAACGGAAAUACAGACAAGAGUUGAAAGAAAUGAGGUGGGAAAGAGAGCAUCAAGAGAAAGAACCAGAUGAGGCUGAUGAAGUGGUGACACCAUACAUACAAGUAAAACGUGAAGAAUUGAGUCCUUGAACCAGAUUUUUGUCUACAGUAUGCCAGACAUCUCUCCUUUUGAAAACAUCUGAUGGACAUGGAAGCCAGUUUUCUCUAAGCAAUUUGUCUUCUGUAGAAAGGAGACUCUAAAAAUAGGCUUGGGGGGUAGAAGGGGAGACAUCUUUAUAUUCCAAUAUCAUUGGAAUGGACAUCUGAAUCACAGACCAUACAUUCUUCAACAAGUUGGUAGGGAAAAAAGAAUAAAAACCAGGUUAGUGAUUUAGAGGGAUUUUGAAAAUAACAUUGGUUUAAAUUUAACUUUACUAGUGUCUAUUAAAAGGAAAAAUAUUUGUAAACUCCCCUUUACAAAAGAUAUUAUUCCUAGAUCCUAUUUCCAAAGUAAAGAUCCUCAUUUUUCUUCAUUUAUUCCUUUCAAAAGUGCAAAAUUAUAAUCCAUUAGAAAAUACAACUUAUUUUUAAAACCUGGCCCUUGAUUCUGCAUAUUUACCUUUAUACUUUUCAUUUUACAAAAUCUUUGGAGGAAAUUUAUAGCAAAGUGCCUUCUAUAUGUGGGUGGGGAUGGAGUUGGCUUUUUUUUUUAAUAACAUUUUUAAAUAGAGUUCGUUAUAGAAUAUUUGAACUGGAAAGGACCUUAGACAACUUCUUUAUUAUAUAGAUGAGACCCAGAGAAGUAUGAGGUGGGUGAUCACUCAAAGGCCAGGAUAAAACUGAUCUAUAUUCAAAUCUUUGUAUCACACCAAAAAUUAAAUACAACUAUAGAAAUCGGAAUUAUCCUAUUUCUAACCUCUAUGGUGUUGAGUAUCUGAGAAUUACAAGUUUUAUCUAAUAUUCCUACCAGACUCUUAAAAUAUGCUCUUUUCCACCUUAACAAAUUGUGUAUAUAUCUGGGUUAUCAUUUACUUAAAUUCUAAUAUAAUGCCUCAUCAUUGCCUGGAGCUGGUCCUAAGUUUUUCAUAGUUGUGCCAUCACAGCACAACCUCUGGCAGAUUCUGUCAAGUUGUAAAGGCUUCAGGUAUGAGCCUGACAGCAGACUCUUGAUCUGUUGCUGGAAGACCAGCUCAAUCAAGUUCAGAGAGGCUCAUCACCAGUUGGUUGACCACCAGGUAAUGAAUAUUUCUUUUUUUGUCUUGUAGCAUCUUAUGGGACCAUCCUCUAGGUUCUGAGAGAGUUUUGAAAUUUGUCAGUGGAGGGAACACUCACACUGACAAAAAAAAAUUGAAAUUUUGUAUUAUAUUAGCAGAUGUUAGUAAGGACUACAGUGAAUGUUGGGACUAUCUUGCCAAACACCUAGCGAACAGAAUAUAGGUGAGGCUGGAGAGGCUUUUCACUGAGUACUUUUGUAUCAUUGUGUCUUGAAAAUAAAACCACCCUACUUUGUGUUAAGGAAUAAUUCCCAGGUCCAUGUAGAAUUGUGUUUGUCAUUUUUCUUCCUUGUAGUAUUUGCAACCUUUUUCAGCUUCUGUCUCUAUAUUAUAUGCUGCUGAAAUCUGGAGAAGUAUAAAAGUUAAAUAUUGUAAUCUUAAUGUGAAAGAAGUUUAAUAUCAGAUAUUCUUGAAAAAUGUCUUACAUACAAGAAAUGAAAAGAACUGUUGCAAAUAUGUAAAGCUUGAGAGCCAUUCCCCAAUAGCUCUAUGCUCAAAAAAUGUGAAGAAGCAGUUUUCAAAAGAAUAAAUGUAAAUUACUAAUAAACAUUUGAAAGAAUGCUUCAAAUUUCUAAUGAUAAGGAAAUAUAGAUUAAAGCAUUUCUGAAGUUUUACUUUAUACCUAUCUACUUGACAAAGAUGAAAAUACUAAAUGGUUAUGGGUUUUGGUGGAACAAAAGUACUCCAAAGCAAUUUCAGUAUAGCUAUGAAUUAAUCCAACCAACCAUUCUGGAAAACAAUUUGGAACCAUGGUAGAAAAGUCACUAUAUUCGGCGUAAUUUUUCACCCAGUAAUCACUACAUUGCAUAUAGCCCAAGGAGGUCAAAAACAAAAGGAAUAUGCCCAGAUAAACAAAUAUGUUUAGCUGCAGUUUUUGUGGUCACAAAAGUACUAAAAUCUGUUUGCCCACAAAUUGGGGAAUGGCUAAGCAAAUUUCGUUAUUAUUUGUGUAAUGUAAUAUUAGUGUGCCAUAAGAAAUUGCAAGUAUAAAAAAUUCAGACAAACUUGAAAUGACUUGCACAGACUGAUGCUAAAAGGAAAAAAAGACUUUGUAUAGUCUCUACAGUAAUAUGAAGGAAAGAACAACUCCAGCAGACACUGGAAGUCUGAUCAGUGCAAUGCAGAGUACUGCCUGUGAAACAUAACUCCUUUCAGGGAUAUUAUUAUAGACCCUAUGUACAAAAUGAGAGCUGUGUUGUCAGAUAUGGCCAAUGUGUCGUUUUGUUUUGCUUAACUAUGCUUAUUUGUUACAGUGAAGGGGAGAGGGAUUAUUGAAAAGUGACGACAGUGUAAAAAAAUCAUCAAUAAAGCAUUUAUUUAAAAGCAAA
Monodelphis domestica (gray short-tailed opossum) is the source of this 6889-nucleotide messenger RNA. It is a transcript of the gene DROSHA, whose product is annotated as drosha ribonuclease III. Gene Ontology annotation, molecular function: ribonuclease III activity; RNA binding. Lineage: Eukaryota; Metazoa; Chordata; Mammalia; Didelphimorphia; Didelphidae. Gene Ontology annotation, cellular component: microprocessor complex; nucleus. Gene Ontology annotation, biological process: rRNA processing; pre-miRNA processing; primary miRNA processing. The record is from RefSeq and is a predicted model, not a curated record.